Spodoptera litura is the source of this 2060-nucleotide messenger RNA. RefSeq names its product RNA guanine-7 methyltransferase (gene Rnmt). Gene Ontology annotation, cellular component: nucleus. Gene Ontology annotation, biological process: 7-methylguanosine mRNA capping. The record is from RefSeq and is a predicted model, not a curated record. Gene Ontology annotation, molecular function: mRNA 5'-cap (guanine-N7-)-methyltransferase activity. Lineage: Eukaryota; Metazoa; Arthropoda; Insecta; Lepidoptera; Noctuidae.
CGUGUGACGUAAAACGUGCAUCAAACUUUUAGUGUGUAACGAGUGGCUACGAGGUCGUAUCAUCUAAAAAAAAGAUUAAUUCUAUUACGUUAAUAAAUUUCUAAGAUCAUUCAAGUUACGAAUUUCAAGUAAUGUGCAUUAUACGUAAACAGGUAACUUAAUUAAUAACAGAAAAUGUCACAUACUACUCAGGAUAGAGAAGAAAAAUAUUGUGAUUCCGUGGUUGAAUCAACACAAGUGAAAAAAGCCAUGAAAAGGAGUGCUGAUGAUCAUAAUGACGACAACAAUGAAUCCCCUCGCCAAAAACCUGCUACCGAAGAACAUAGCUCUGUAGUUGCAGCCCACUAUAACCAUCUGGAAGAAAAAGGCUUGAGAGAACGAUUUAAUUCUCCCAUAUAUUACCUCCGUAAUUUUAAUAAUUGGGUUAAAAGUGUACUAAUCCAGGAGUACACCGACAAAAUUAGAGAGAAAGACUAUGGCAGAUCAUUGAGAGUGCUAGAUAUAUGCUGUGGAAAGGGUGGUGAUCUAAGUAAGUGGCAAAAAGCCAGAGUAGAACAUGUGGUAUUUGCUGAUAUAGCCGAGGUAUCAGUUCAACAAUGUCAAACAAGAUAUGACGAACUGCGAGCACGGACAAGGGGUGGUCGGCUGUAUUCAGCUGAAUUCAUUGCAGCCGAUUGUUCUAAGGCCACAUUAAGAGACAAAUACAGAGAUCCUUCUAUCAGUUUUGAUAUUGUGAGUUGCCAAUUUGGACUGCACUAUAGUUUUGAAAGCUUACCUCAAGCAAGGAGAAUGCUCACUAACAUUUCAGAGUGUUUAAAACCAGGUGGUUACUUUUUUGGGACUAUCCCUGAUGCCUAUGAAAUUGUGUCCCGAAGUAAAAAAUCUGAUGGCUCAUUUGGAAAUAGAAUUUAUAAUAUUAAAUUGCUUUUUGAUGUUGAGAAAGGCUAUCCCCUUUUUGGGGGAAAGUAUGAUUUUCAUUUAGAGGGAGUUGUGGACUGCCCAGAGUUUUUAGUGAAUUUCAAACUAUUUACUAAACUCGCUUCGGAUUAUGGUUUAGAACUAAUAUAUAAAGCAAGAUUUGCUGAUUUCUUUAAAGAUCAUUCUGAGAAAUACAGGCACCUGUUACAAAAAAUUGUGUGCUUUGAAAGUUAUCCUCCACCUCCAGGAAAAGAACUGAUUGCUGAUGAAAAAGAAUAUGAACAUGCUAAGCAAUACUGGGAAAGCAAAGAAAACAAGACUGAACGCGACAGAAUUGGCACUAUGAGUACAAGUGAAUGGGAAGUAGCCACGGUGUACAUGGCAUUUGCAUUUAGAAAACUGAAGAGUACUUGGGAUUCAAACGGAAAACCUGUAUAUUCGAAGCCAAGAGAAGAAAGCCAAACAACAAAUAAAAACUAGUUAUUAGCAUUUAGGUAGGUUCAAUAUUAAUGACAAUUUUGUCAGUAAGUAGCACCUUGACAUUUUUGUUAAAUAAGUAUAUUUUGUUUUUCGUGCUCUGGAAGAACUACCAAAUAUGAAGGUAAAGAUGAAUGCUAGGAUGAAUUCUGAAGAAUAAAUUAUAAAAGGUUUAUUGGAAAAUAUUAGUAAAUUCGAAUAGUAGAAAAUAUACUAGAAUAUACUAUAAUAAAAAGAUAAUUUGUUAAACAACUGAGGAUUUUAGUGCCUAUACAUACUAACUAGUAUAAUUCAUAUAAAAAGUGACGACUCACAACAUCAAUUUUAAAAUAAAUCCACAACAAAAAGGCUAUAAGCUCGAAAGCUUAAACCAUGUGAUGAAUUCACAUUGAUUUAUUUACUACUUUCAUACAAUGUAUUUUCAGAUAUAGUAUCAUAAUACUGUUAUGGUAUUUUAAUAGCCUUUGCUAAUCAAUUCAAUAUUAAUGACUACUAUUUUAUAUUAAACAUAAUGAUGUACCUAUCUAGGUAUCUUACUCAAUAAAAUAUCGUUAAUAAAAUUACGUGUUUCUGUAAUUAUUGCUGUAAUGGCUUAUUUCACGCAUCUUCCUUGACCGCUCGCCAGCAUGUCGCGGAUUACCCCAUUAUCCUGUAAAUAAGUACAC